Messenger RNA from Phragmites australis (common reed), 2399 nucleotides. Its product is annotated as probable protein S-acyltransferase 22. Gene Ontology annotation, biological process: peptidyl-L-cysteine S-palmitoylation; protein targeting to membrane. Lineage: Eukaryota; Viridiplantae; Streptophyta; Magnoliopsida; Poales; Poaceae. The record is from RefSeq and is a predicted model, not a curated record. The transcript is spliced from 9 exons. Gene Ontology annotation, cellular component: endoplasmic reticulum; Golgi apparatus. Gene Ontology annotation, molecular function: protein-cysteine S-palmitoyltransferase activity. The coding region runs from base 333 to 2117 and encodes 594 amino acids.
CUCUGCUCCCCAAGCUCUCAUUCCUCCUCGUCUCUCUCUGCUCUGCUCUGCAAUGGUUGCUCCGCUUGCUGUCCCUGCUGCUGGGAGUACUGAAUUACUGAUGCAGCCUUUCCUUUGAGCAUUCAAUACACCCAGAACUGCAAGAGGGAUCAAAGCGCAUUCAAUACUCCUUGGCGGAAACGCUCGCACUGGAACCCUGAGCCGAAAGGGGACAAGGGAAAGAAAGAGAAGAGGCGACGCCAUUGGUGCUCCUGGGUAGCUCCGAGCGCCGCCAUUUCCUCCUUCCUUGGAGCUGCUGAUUUCUAAGAGGGGCUCUUUUAUCGUCCUUGGCGAUGAGGGGGCAUGGGUGGCAGCUGCCUUACCAUCCUCUCCAGGUGGUGGCGAUUGCGGUCUUCUUGGCUCUGGGUUUCGCCUUCUAUGUUUUCUUUGUGCCGUUUGUUGGGGGAGAAGUGGCGCAGUAUGUGGUCAUGGGCCUCUACACACCACUGAUAACAUGUGUUGUCAUGUUAUAUUUAUGGUGUGCUGCAACAGAUCCUGGUGAUCCAGGCAUUUUUAAAUCAAAAAGACACCCAAAAACUAGAAAUGGAAAACAAACGCAAGCAAAUUCAGAUCAUGAACCAUACCCAGAAGGGAAGUCACUGAGUGAUGGUUGCAGUACUCUUAAUAACAGUGAGAAGUUAAGCAAUGUUUUCGAAGGAAAGGAUUCAUCUUCUCACCCUGCAUUUGCCGGAGUUCUUUGCUUGAUAUGCACCCCAUUUUCUUGCUUAUGCAAAAGAUGCUUCCACUCAUAUGAUCAAUCCUCAGAACAGCAUGGGAGUGAGGAAGGCAUGUUUUUCUGCAGCUUAUGUGAAGCAGAGGUCUUGCAGCACAGUAAGCAUUGCAGAGUUUGUGAUAAAUGUGUAGAUGGCUUUGAUCACCACUGUAGAUGGCUCAACAACUGCAUAGGGAAAAGAAACUACAGAAGAUUCUUUAUUCUAAUGACUUCAGCUGUUCUCUUGCUUAUAAUGCAGUGGCUGGUGGGUGUUCUUGUGUUGAUUCUUUGCUUUAUGAGGCGAGGGGAGUUUUCUGGGCAGAUCGUCUCAAAGCUUGGAAGCAGCUUCUCGACUGCGGCUUUUGUAGUUGUUGUGGUGACAUGUACGUUACUAGCAAUGAUUGCAACAAUACCACUCUCACAACUUCUGUGCUUCCACAUUCUUCUUAUCAAGAAAGGAAUCAGUACAUACGAUUACAUUGUAGCUUUGAGAGAGCAAGAACAGCAAGAGAAUGCUGAGCACCAAAGCCCGCAGAUGUCCAUCAUUAGCUCUGUCACGGGAUUUAGCACAACUAGCUCUAUUGGUCCGCUUCAUCGUGGGUCAUGGUGUACUCCACCAAGACUAUUCCUUGAAGAUCAGUAUGUCUCUCAUCCGGACAUGCCACAGAAUUGCGCAGGCAAGAAGACAAAGGAAGAUGAAGGAACCAAAAGAAAACCUCCCGGACAUGUAAAAAUCAGUCCCUGGACACUGGCCCGCCUUAACGCGGAGGAAGUCUCAAAGGCAGCUGCAGAGGCAAAAAGGAAAUCCAAAGUUCUUCAGCCAAUCACAAGACGGGAGGUUCUUAAGCCUGACAAGAGGAAACCUGACAGAAGAGGACGUUUUCUACAUGAACAAUCUCCUGAUCCCCUUGCAAGGACAUCUGCCAGUGGAACUGACAGCAACUUCAGCGGCAUGGCCAUGGAAACACCGGACAGUUUAGCCCCAUUGCAGCAAGAAGCAAGGAGCGUCUUCCAACCCAGCGCUGUGUCGUCCAUCAGAAACCUUGCUUCAUCACCCGAGAGUAGCCUGGACUCACCCGAUCUCCAUCCCUUCCGUGUCUCUAUGUCGGGAGCUGACGAACUUCGAAGCUUUAUGUCACUUGCAGCUUCGGAGUCCACUGCUCAGAAGAGCGUCGUGCUUUCCAGGUCGACAAGUGGCGGGUAUGAGGCAUCGGGAGGCGAGGACAGCGACCGCAUCCCCUCGAGGAUCGUGCACCGGUCGUCCAACUGGGCCAAUGUCAUUCUGAAUUCUGGUCGGCGGGAAAUGGCGUCCCAUCUGAGCAUGCCCACAUCUGGAGGGUUUGUUUCUAACACUAGGCAGACCUAGCUGAAGAUAUGCUCUAUUGCUAGUCGUGCAUGCCUAAACGGUAAAUGGCAUGAGCACUUUGUGACCUGUUACUCGUUUAUGUGAUGUGAUCUUGCAUUGGUUAGGAGCAGUACUGGAAAGGCAUUUCCUAGUUUUGGGUUUAAGACUUGUUUAUAACGCCAUUCCAUUCUUCUUCACCUAUGCUACAAAUACUCCAAGUUGACUGUGUACCAUGGUUUUGUGUAGCUCAUGUGGUAUACACUGUAACUUCAUCCAAAUUUACUCCACAUAGCUAGGUUUGCU